AUGUCAGAUAAAGCAAGUUCCUGUGAUUCAUCUGAUUUCUCUGAUGGUUAUCCAACAACAACAACAAUUAGUACAGUUGCAUUACAAGCUGGUAAUGCACGUAUUGUACUUGCUGUAUUACGUUUGGAUGAAUCGAUAACAUCAUCACUUUCACGUAUAUCCAGAACACCAUUGCCGAAUCAACCACAUGAACUUGCAGAAGCUUUAAGGGUUCAUCAUAAUGAACGCAAUGAAAUUGAUCAUUUAACAUUGAAUUUAAAAACAGAAGCUCAACAAUUAGGCUCCAUGAUUGGUGCACAACCUGAUGAUCAUGACUAUAAUAGUCAAAGUUGGAGAUUUAUUGAAGUUCCGAAUAAAUUCACUUCUGGUCUACCAUUAUCAACUAUGGGAAAACGUUUACGUUCAGAAAUGUGUUUACAAUUAGCUGGUUUAGAAACAAGGUGGAACGCAUGGGAUAAAGUAUGGACAUCAAGAAGUAUACAACUGGAACGACGUGGUACACAUUUUGGACAGUUAACAACUAUUGAGGAGAUAGAAGCAGAAAUUAUUUCAGCUGAAAGAAAAUUACAACAGAUUAUGGGAAUGGUUUCAUUAACUGCACCAUUAUCACAAGUUCAAAUUGCUGAUAGAGAUCUUAGUCAAAUUGAGGCUACGAUACCAGUUUUACACAGUCGAAUACGUUCUAGUGCACCUGAUAUGAAAUUACAGUUAAUUCAAGGUGAACCAUCACCAACGGAAUAUACUGGAACAAAUAUUGAUUUGUUAAAUGUUUCAAAACGUCAUGAACAUCUUGAAACACGUUUAACAACAUUCACACAAGAAACUGUACGAUGUCGUACUGAAAUUAAUUUAACUCUACGUUUAUUGAAUGCAGUAGAUACAGCACAGAAAGCCUUAUCACAGAUAACAUUUAAUUUAGAUCGUGUUAAAAAUCAACUACCAGAAAUUUCUUCAGAAAAUCGUUAUCAGAUUGAAGAGAUACGUUUUGAUAUAUCAGAACAAAUUAAUAGAGGACGAGUACUAGCUGAUACACAUAUACCAGUCUUGGAACAAUUAUCUAUUCAAUAUCCACGCCCUAUGGAAGCAAAACAAUUUAUCCAACCUAUUGUAAAUGAGUUUCAAUCAUCUAUUAAUAAUUUAAAUCAAUUAUCAGAUGAAAUUCGUAUAAGAACAGAACAAUCUAUUAAUUUACAACGUUUACAACCUACACAUGUAUAUGAUGAUCAAAUGAAAGCCACUACACUUACAAUGCCAAUAAAAGCUAAACCACCAAUAAUUAUUAAACCAUUAGAAAAUAUAACUAUAGAAGAAGGUAAAAAAAUUAUUAUGGAAACAAUAUUUGAUUCUGGUCUUCCACCAGACGCUAACCCGUAUGAUACCAAUCAAUUACAAGUAACUUGGUACAAAGAUGGAAUACCUGUAGUUACUCCAGACUAUGAAGUUAAUUUAACAGAGAACACAGCAAGUUUGAAAAUAUCUGAAACUUUAAAUGAAGAUAAUGCUAUAUUCACAUGUUAUAUUAGUACACCAUAUGGUAAAGCUGAGACAAAAUGUACGUUAACAAUAAUAGAUACAAUUAGUCCAGUACCAAUCAGUGAAAGUUUAAUUCAACCUACUAGGAAUGUAAGAGAACAAAAACCUAUUCGUGAACUUGGUGAUCCGCCUGAAUUUAUCAAACAACUUAAAUCUAUGUGUAUAGAUGAAACUAGUGAAUUGGUUUUAGAUUGUCAAGCAGUUGGUUUACCUGUACCAAUUUUAUCAUGGUAUAGAAAUGGUCAAUUAAUUGAUCAAAAUCCUGAUUUUAAAAUUACUCAAUUAGCUGGAUCAGGUAUAUUGAGGAUUCCACAAUGUCGAAUAAUGAAUCAUUCUGGAUUAUAUUUAUGUCGUGCUACUAAUCCUUAUGGUGAAUGUUCAACCACUUGUCAAGUGGAUAUAAAUCCAGCUAAGCCACCAAUAAUUAUUCAACCAUUACAAAAUGUUAAUCUUAAAGUUGGUGAUCGAUGUAAAUUAACUGUUCAGUAUAAGAGUGAACUUCCAGUUGAAGUAGAUUGGUAUCAUAAUGAUUUGCCAAUUCAAGGAGAAGUGGGUCGUCGACGUAUUACAAUGGAAUUAAAUAAUAUGAUCAGUUUACAUCUUCUUAUGGUUUCUGAUUUAGAAGACGGAAAGUAUACUUGUACAGUUCGUAAUGCAGCAGGCUCAGCUACUACAUAUUGUAAUGUUACUGUUCAACCAACAGAUACAAGAGAAUCUUUAUUACCGUCACAAGUGACACUACGACCAACAGCUCCACGUCGUAGAAGGGAUUUACAGUCCGAUUUAGAUGAAGUAUUUGAACCAGUUAAAAUACCACGAAUAGUUCAAUCACCUACCGGAGUCACAGAAGAACAAGUGAUUCCAGUUAGUACAGUUAAAGGAGCCUAUCCAAAAUAUACUCAAAGAGCUGUUUCAGUACCACCUACAACAACAGCCUCUGUACCUUUAAGAAUACAAACAAAUGCCACAGGAGGACGUCCAGUAUCAGAUUAUGGUAGGCCUCCACAGUUUAUACUACCAUUGCAAAAUUCUGGAGUGAAUGAAGCAGAAAAAAUCAAAUUAGAAUGUCAAAUUACUGGGAUUCCUGCACCACAGGUUACUUGGCUUAAAAAUGGUAUCCCAUUAGGUAGAUCUAAUUCAUACGUAACUAAAGAGAUUGGACAAUAUCACUGUCUAAUCUUUUAUGAUGUAUUUCUUGAUGAUCAAGGUGAAUAUACAUGUGUAGCUGAAAAUCCUUAUGGAAAAGCAUAUAGUUCAUGUAGAAUGGAUGUUGAACCGAUUUGUGAAGAUGAACAACCAACUGAUAGUGAACCGACGUUAGUAAAACCAUUACCGCCAAGUUUAUCUGUUGUAGAAGGUGGAUCAGUUGAGUUAACAUGUCAAUUCACUGGAAGGCCAAUACCUUCCAUAGUAUGGCUCAAAGAUGGUAAACAACCACAAUCUUCAACUAAUUUUCAGACAUUUCAAGAUUCUGGUUUUGCACGUCUUUAUAUACCAAAAGUUGAAAAAGAUAAAACUGGUGUAUAUGAAGCUGUAGCAACAAAUCCAUUAGGUAGUUGUUCUACUACUGUAUAUAUGGAAAUACUUCCAUCUAUGCGAACAUCUAUUGAUUUAUUGCCAACAAUUUCACCAGUGAUGAGUGGAAGUUCACCGGAAUUUACACGAAUAUUUAAAGACGUUUAUAUUGAAUCAGAACGUUUAGAAGAAGUGGUACUUGAAUGUUCAGUGGUUGGUGUUCCAACACCAAUAGUGUAUUGGACACAUAAUGGAACAAUUAUCAGACCAGAUGAUCAACGUUAUACUAUUGGCCAAGGACCUGGUCCAAAUGAUCAUUGUUUAAUUAUCCGACGACCAGGACCAGAAUCAGCAGGUCGUUAUCAAGCUAUAGCUGAAAAUCUCCAUGGAAGAGUUACUUGUUCAGCAUUUAUAAGUCCUAUUGCUUAUAGUCAAACAAUAAUUAAAAGACCUCCAUCUACGAUGAGCUUAACAAGGCAUACAGUUACACGACAAAUAUGUCCACGUGAAACAUCAUUACCUCCAUCACCAGCAAGUACUGCUCCAAUCAUUUCACCACAAUCAUUUGCUACAGUUCAAUUACCUUUAUCACCAGUACGAUUUCAAAGAGAAACAUCAGCUCCACCAUCACAAUACUAUUUGACAAGACAUCAUUUACAAAUAAGACCAAGACAGCCAACACCACCAAUUCAACUCACUUUUGCAUUACCACGCAAAGAACAAUCAUUAAGUCGAACAGAGAUAAUACGACCUAUUGAUAGUCAAUUAAAAUUACAAGGACAAGUAAAACAUUAUAGUAGUACACAACAUUUAUAUAAAAAACAAAUUACACCGAUUGUGCCAAAUAUUGAAACACGUUAUUCACGACGUGUUGCUAGUCAACCACGUCUUUCACCAGGUUAUUCAUCAGAAGAAGAACAUGAACAUAGUAUGUCCGUCGUACCAAUGGUACGCCAUUAUAAAACACGUAUGGAAAGAAAUCUAGUAAGUAGACCAUAUAUCAUGUCUGGUUACAGUUCAGUAAAAGAACAUAAACGUACAUUACAUCUUACACCGAUGAGACGUGAAUAUCAAACAUCAUUAGAACAUAAUUUACCAGCUAGGCCAAUAUUAGAAAAAGGUUAUGCAGCUGAAGAAGAACGUGAAUAUGAAAUGAAUGUUGUACCUAUUGUACCUCAUACUGAUUAUAAAACUGAACUAACAACUGAUAUUUAUAGUAAACCAGAGCUGACACCAGGUUAUACUACAGAAACUGAACAUAUUCGAUCAUUUGAAAUUACUCCAAUGGUACCGGAAUAUCAUACAAAAAUGGAACGAAAAAUAGCAAGUCAUCCAAUACUUGAAGCUGGUUAUUCAUCAGAAGAAGAACAUGAACAUAAAUUGGAUAUUAUUCCCAUGACUACUUCAUAUAAAACUGAACUGAACACUGAUGUAUCCUCUAAACUAGAAUUGAUGCCUGGAUAUGCUGUUGAAACUAAACAUCCUAUCAAACUUGAAGUCACACCAAUGGUUCCAGAAUAUCGUACUGAAUUAGAUACAAAAGUUGCUAGUCAUCCACAUUUAGAGGAAGGUUAUACAUCAGAAGGUGAACAUGAGCAUCAAAUGGAACUGAUACCGCUAGUACCUGAAUACAAAACACAACUGUCAACAGAUUUAUCAGCAAAGACUGAAGUGAUUAGUGGUUAUGAAAGUCGAUUACAUUAUGAAAAAACUUAUCUUAUGGAAACUCAAUUAAAACAAUAUGAAACUGCUAUUUCAACUCAUCUACCAAGUAGGCCAUCUUUAACAUCAAUAUUUGAGUCGACUUUUGAACAUGAAACAAAUAUGAAUAUCGUUCCAGUUGUACCACAGAUUGAACAUCAUAAAAGUCAAUGGAUUACUGAUUUCUACGCUAGAUACCGUCCAGUAGAUGUAAUUGUUGAAGUACCUAUUCCACCAGAGUUUGUAAAACCUCUAGCAAAUGUUGUAGCUGAUGAAGGAGCAUGUGUUGUUAUAGAAGGUCUUGUAAAUGGAACACCACAACCCAAAAUAUCAUGGUAUCGUUCCGGACGUCAAUUAUCUGAUGGUCCUGAUUUCCGUUUAGAUUAUACAAAUAAUUGUGUACGAUUAACACUCAGUGAAGCAUUUCCUGACGAUGCAGGUGAAUAUACUUGUGAAGCUGAAAAUAUUGCAGGUCGUGCACAAAGUACUGCAAAUUUAAUAGUGCGAGGUCGUUUAAUGACACCAAGAUUUAUUAAAGGACUUGAAAACCAAAUAAUAUAUGAAAGAGAAUCAGUUCGAUUAAUUGUUAAAGUAGAUGGACAUCCACCACCAACAGUUACAUGGACUCGUGAUGGUCAUGAAAUUACAAGUUCUCCAAACUAUAUACUUGAAUGUGAAGGUAAUGGUAUUUAUGCACUCAAUAUACCUGAAGCAUUCUUUGAAAAUUCUGGUCGUUAUGCUGUAAUUGCUGAGAAUCCAGCUGGAAAAUGUAUCUCUUCUGGUUUGUUAACUGUUUUAGAACCAGAAAGACCUUAUCCUCGUGAAUUAGAUAAGUUAUGUCUAAGCCAGUUGACAGUGCAAGUAGAAGGUUUAAAACAAGUUCAAAUACCAUCUCCAGAACCUCGACCGUACCCUGAGAAGCCAUAUUUCACAAAAACCUUCAGUCCAGAAAUAGAAUUAUAUGAAGGUGAACGAUUAAUUUUAACAGCUGAAGCUUGUGGCAAUCCAAUACCAUUCAUUAAAUGGUACCUAAAUGGACAACCUUUAGUUGAUAGCCCAGAUCAUCAACAAACUCAAGUUGGACCACCAGUGUCUGAUGUGAAUGAAUUACAACCACAUCCAGUAAUAAUGACAGGACAUUUAAUUAUGAAUGAACUAUUCCCAGAAGAUUCUGGUCUUUACACAUGUAUAGCAGAAAAUAUAGCGGGUCAAGCAGAAGUUAUGUCUAAUAUAAGCGUUAUAACAAAAACUAUAAGCGAUACAAAAAAGCCAACUAUUCAACCACCGGAGUUUAUUAAAUUCCCAGAAUCUCCAAUAAGAGCUCAACUUGAUCAAGAAUUGAUAUUAGAAGUAGAAGUUAAAGGUUUACCAUUGAAUUCAUUGAAUUGGUAUCAUAAUGGCAUGAUUGUGCAUAGUAAUCCGAAUCAAUUCAUUCAAAUUAUACCAAAUACAGGGAUUACAAGAUUAAUUAUUCAACAAAUUCAACCAGAUGAUCAAGGAGAAUGGUUAGUGACAGCUACAAAUCCAGCUGGUUCAUGUUCAAAAUGUCUUCAAAUAAUUUGUGAAGAACCUAUAUUUGUUCUACCAGAGCCAGUUGUUCAUACUGAAUAUGAAUUGAAAUUAAGUCACCCAUCAAUGGAUACCACCGAUUUAUCGCAUACAUAUCAACAACAAACAAUAUUUAUACAACCAGAAAUGAUUCCACCGAAUUUCAUUGAACGAUUUCCUAGUGAACUUCAAAUAAAUGAGAAGAUCCCACUGCAUAUACAUGGCAGAGUUUAUGGUCUGCCCAAACCAAGCGUACAAUGGCUUAAAAAUGGGAAACCAUUGUAUUCAGAUGAAAGGAUACAUUAUCAUGUAUUGGACAAUGGUGAAGUGAGAUUGGAAAUUACAGAACCAACUGAAGCUGAUUCUGGGAUUUAUGUAGCAUCAGCGAAAAGUCCUGCUGGAGAAGAUCAUUGUAUUGUUAACCUAUCCGUUGUACCGCUGUCAAGCGUUGCCCCAACUGGUCAACCACCAGUAUUCUGUCGAGGUCCUCUCCCUUGGUCUCCGACAGAAGCUGGUCCGAUAAUCACCUGUCCUGGUGUGUUAAACCUACAAGAAGGCCAGCCUGUUCGCUUGGAAGCUGAAGUAAUCGGGAAACCAGUCCCAACAGUAUCAUGGUUUAUUAAUGGUCGUCCGAUUACCAUGGAUAAAACGCACAAGAUCGUCCCCAUGCGUGCGAAUGUAUGUUCACUAAUUCUAGACACACCCGUAUCUAAUAUUGAUUCUGGUGUCUGUAGUUGUAUUGCUACUAAUCAAUUUGGUCAAGCGGAACUUCGAUUUAAUAUACAUGUUGAAGGUAAACCACAAACAAUUUCACAGUCUCCUCGGUUCAUACAAAAGCCACCUACUCAAAUAACAGCACCCCUUAAUGAAGAAGUUACAUUGCAUGCAGUUGCAGAAGGAAUACCACAACCAGUACUAUCAUGGCAUAAAGAUGGAAAGUUAUUCACUGGAACGUCAGAUGGUCGCAUUCAAAUUUCAAUAAAUGAACUAGAAACAACACUUCAUUUUGCAGCUUUACAAUCUGAAGAUUUAUGUACAUGGCAGUGUUUAGCAGCAAAUAUAGCUGGAACUGCUUCAGCAAGAACAAAAAUUUCAACACCAAUUGAAGAGAAACCUAAAGAAAUAGUUCGAAAGUUUAGUAUACCGAAGAAACAACCAGAAGGGCUACAAGAAAUAACCUCCCCUUAUCCAAUAAUAAUGUCACCACCUCAGUCAGUAUGUAUAAAUGAAGGUGAAAAUGCUCGUUUUACAGCUCAUGUUGUUGCAAAUCCAUCACCAAUUGUAACAUGGUACGUCAAUGGCCAACCUGUACCUUCCUAUGGAAUUAUGCCAGCAAAACAACCGGAAAGUGAAGAAAUACGAUACAUCAGUAGAUUUGAUGGUUUGAUUUAUUAUCUAGAUAUGCAGAAAUGUAAACCUGAAGAUGCAGGUGAAAUAUAUAUUGUAGCUCAACGAAGUGAUAUUUCACCGGAAUUAGUAAACAUUGAACCAAAUGCUGUUGUAAGUGCAUCUGCUAAACUGGAGGUCAUACCAGUAAUUGAUUUACGUGCACAACUCAAACCAAUACCAAAACCAUCUGUUGAAGUGAUGACUGAAAAAGUUAUGCCAACACAAGAAGGUCCUGCAAUGCGUGCACCACGGUUCUUGAAAUUUUUACAACCCCAAACUGUUCCUGAAUCUUCAGAAAUAACGUUUUCAGUUGAAUUUGAUGGUGAACCAGCACCUGAAGUUACCUGGGCACGUGAACAAGUCGAUAUAAAUAAUAGAGAAAACUAUAAGAUAACAACAACUUCUACAACUAGUCAACUUGUUAUUUCAAAAGUUCUCUUAGAGGAUACAGGGAAUUUCUCAGUUACAUUACGUAAUCCAGCUGGGCAAGCUUGUAGUAAAUCAAGGCUUACAGUGACACAAAUUAAAGUAUCAGGAAAAGCUCCUGAAUUCAUACCACCAUUAAUAGAAUCACAGAUUGUAGAAGCUGGAGAGCCAAUUACAUUUGAAUGCAAGGUUACUGGUGAACCAACUCCACAAGUUCAUUGGGAACGAAAUGGAGAGCGAUUACCUCUAAAAGAUCUUGAAUAUAUACGCGUAUUUGAUGCGCCACCGUUUCAUACUCUUGUAUUAUGUGAAACUGUACCAGAUGAUUCUGCUGAGUAUCGUUGUGUAGCAAUAAAUGCUCAUGGACAGUCAGUUUGUAAAGCAAAUGUUACUAUACAAGCUAAACCAGCUGCUAUUGUCCCACCAAGAAUUAUUCAAGAACCAAAAAGUGUAACUGUCAUGGAAUCUCAACCAGUUCAACUAAUUGCACUAAUAGAAGGUACACCGAUGCCAGAAAUUACUUGGUUACUAAAUAAUGAAAUUAUCAAACCAUCACGUUACUUUCUUCCUGAAAUUCGACCAGAUGGUUAUACAAUACUUAAUAUUUCUAGUGUUUAUCCAGAAGAUACUGGAAUUUAUACAGUACGUGCUGUGAACUCUGGUGGAGAAGCUCAAGCAUCAGCGGAAAUCUUAAUUUCUGCUCCAUUACAAACUGCUCCACAAUUUGUGAAACCUUUACCUACUGGGACAUUAGAAGUAAAAGAAGGUGGAAGAGUAUUCUUGGAAGUUCAAGUUUCAGGCGAACCUAUACCUCGAAUUGAUUGGUAUCAUAAUGGUCAAUCUUUACAAUCGGGACCAAUUUGGAAAGUUAAAACUGAUAGAUAUACUUCACAACUUGAAUGUAAUGUAAUCUCCAUGAAUGAUGGUGGUGAAAUUCUUGUCAGAGCAACUAAUUCAGUUGGUCAAACAACUACGCAAACAAAAGUGGUGAUAAUCCGAUCAGGACCCAAACCAACUCCACCAGUUUUUCAAAAACGUCUUCAACCUCAAGUAAAGGCACCAGAGCAUCACACUGUCACGUUCGAAUGUUCAGUAAAUGGAUGUCCGGAACCAACUUUACGAUGGUUUCAUAACGGUGUAGAGUUCGAACCAGUUUUAAUAUCAUCCUUUUCUCAUGAAAUGGCUGCUAAGAGAGAAUUAUAUAUUGAUGAGGCAACACAUACAUAUACGUUAUACAUACAUGAUUUAAACGCUUUUGAUGUUGGAGAAAUUAUGGUGCGCGCAGAGAAUGAACUUGGCGUAACUAUGUGUAGUAGUGUAUUAGAAUUAGAAAUUCUUGAUGGAAAAAUUGUUGAACCACGUUUCAUACGUCAACCACCAGAAAGAAUUGAAUUACAACCUGGAGAUAGCGCUCAAUUAGAGUGUGAAGUGGAAUCAGAACCACCUGUUACAUUUAAAUGGUAUUUAAAUGGAUUACAAUUAGAUCAGUCAAAUAAACGAUUUAGAGUUCUUGAAGAUGUAAAUCGUACAACUCUUAUAAUUCCAUCUGUUCAACAAGAUAUUCUUCCUAGUGAAGUGACUAUUGAAGCCGCUGGUCAAACUGGUACAAAGAUUGUAACAUCUUCAAUUCUAGUAAUGACAGCUAAAACAGAUGAUUUAUCAGUACCUGAACCACCAGAAUUACGUUUUAGUCGACAACUUCCAUCAAAUUUAGCAUAUAGUGAAAUGGAUGAUACAAUAAUUCUUGAUGUGGAAGUUGAUAAACCAGAAAUAUCAUCAAUUGAAUUACCUAAACCUACAUUUAGUUGGUAUAUGAAUGGAAUAGAUAUAUUUUUAUUACCACCUGAUAAGAAACCUGAACGUUAUAAUGUUUCACAAGAUAAUCCAUGGCAUAGUCGAUUAACUAUUAAUAAACCUGGUACAUGGGAUUUUGGUGAAAUCACUUGUUUUGUAACACGUUUAACUGAUAAAAAAGAAGAAAAAAUUUAUACUUCAUGUAAUCUUGAACUUACUUAUCAACCAAUUAAACCAGACGAACAAUCUAAACCAAUUAUAUCAAAACUUGAAUUUGCACCACAAUUUAUUCAAGGUUUACCAGAAAAAUUAACACCAGAAGUUGGAUCAACUGUUGUAAUGGAUAUUAUAUUAAAAUCAAAUCCAAUACCUGAUAUUCAAUGGGUAAUAAGUUCACCAUUAACAGCUGAACGAUUUGAAUAUUUCGGUCCAGAACAAAUUGAUGAUGAAACAUUACAAUAUCGUGCUAUAUUACAUAAUUAUCAACCUGAUAAAGAUGAUAAUACUAUGUUACAAAUGAUUGCCACCACAUCACUAGGACAAUCUACAUCAAUAUGUCAUAUACAACCAAUAGAACAACAAAUUGUUAAUAUACAAUUUGCUAAAACAUUAAAUUCACAAUUAGAAGUUGUAUUAGAUCAAUCAAUUGAAUUAGAAUGUUCUAUUAUACCAACUAAUAUACCAAUUGAAUUUCGUUGGUUUAUUAAAGGUGUAGAAAUUACUGCUGAACAUAUACCAUAUGAAAUAAAUACUACUGAUUUUACAUCUAUAUUAAAAAUUCCUAAAAUUAAUUCUGAAUUGAUUGGUAGUACUAUUAGUGUAUCAGUAUGUUCUCCAUAUACUAAUGAAUUAAAAAGUUCUUGUGAAUUAUAUACAAUAUCUGAAUCUAAUUUACCAAUUAUUGAAGAUAUAAUUACUGAAUUACCAACAAUUCCAGAGAUGUUAACAAUUGAAUCAAAAAUAAUUGAACAAGAAUAUGAAUUUAGUUUUAUUAAACCAAUUCAUUAUGAAUUAUAUCAAAAAUCAAAUGAAGAAUAUACUUUAGAAUUAGAAUGUCAGUUAAUAACAGAUCAACAACCAGCGUCUAUUAAAUGGAGCCAUGAAGGUACUGAACUAAAUAUUUCUGAUCGUAUCGAACAGGUCUAUGAAUAUGAAAGUGGCUUAGCUAUACUAAUUAUACAUAAUAUUACACCUCAAGAUAUGGGUGAAUACACUUGUACUGCUACACAAGCUCAUCUUCAACCUUCACAAGUUGAACCAAUACAGAAAACAAUCAGUACGAGUACUGUUGUGGAUAUAGAAGUUCCUGAAACGACAGAAGUUGUGCCAACAGUAACUGAGAAGGUUCUCACCUUCUUACAACCAGUAACACCGAAUAUCCACACUGUACAAGACCAUAAGGAUCUUGAACUGGAAUGUCAAAUUCAAGCAGAUUUAAAGCCAAUUCAAGUUGUCUGGGAAGUUGAUGGCAAGGAAUUAACUCAAUCUGAUCGUAAUGAAAUGAUCUAUUUUGAAGAUAGUGGAGUAGCUCGUCUAAUAGUACACCAAGUGGUUCCAUCGGAUUCUGGUGAAUACACUUGCAAAGUUCAUGGUGAGGUGAUUGAAGCUGAGACCAAACAACAAUUGACCAAAACAAUUUCAUCUGGCUCAAUUGUUACAAUUGAAGUUCCUGAAACGACAGAAGUUGUGCCAACAGUAACUGAGAAGGUUCUCACCUUCUUACAACCAGUAACACCGAAUAUCCACACUGUACAAGACCAUAAGGAUCUUGAACUGGAAUGUCAAAUUCAAGCAGAUUUAAAGCCAAUUCAAGUUGUCUGGGAAGUUGAUGGCAAGGAAUUAACUCAAUCUGAUCGUAAUGAAAUGAUCUAUUUUGAAGAUAGUGGAGUAGCUCGUCUAAUAGUACACCAAGUGGUUCCAUCGGAUUCUGGUGAAUACACUUGCAAAGUUCAUGGUGAGGUGAUUGAAGCUGAGACCAAACAACAAUUGACCAAAACAAUUUCAUCUGGCUCAAUUGUUACAAUUGAAGUUCCUGAAACGACAGAAGUUGUGCCAACAGUAACUGAGAAGGUUCUCACCUUCUUACAACCAGUAACACCGAAUAUCCACACUGUACAAGACCAUAAGGAUCUUGAACUGGAAUGUCAAAUUCAAGCAGAUUUAAAGCCAAUUCAAGUUGUCUGGGAAGUUGAUGGCAAGGAAUUAACUCAAUCUGAUCGUAAUGAAAUGAUCUAUUUUGAAGAUAGUGGAGUAGCUCGUCUAAUAGUACACCAAGUGGUUCCAUCGGAUUCUGGUGAAUACACUUGCAAAGUUCAUGGUGAGGUGAUUGAAGCUGAGACCAAACAACAAUUGACCAAAACAAUUUCAUCUGGCUCAAUUGUUACAAUUGAAGCUGCUGAAAAAAAAGAGGACAAACUCAUGUCACCAAUUUUUGUUCACGAGUUAACACCACUGAAUAUUUCUGAAGGUGAAGAAAUUUAUUUAACAGCUACUGUUAAAGGAAAUCCUCAACCUGAAGAAGUGAUUUGGAAACAUAAUGGAAAUAUACUUCAACCAGACGUAACGGAUGUUGUAAUGUUCUAUACUCCAGAAACAGGCGUUUGUGAAUUGACAAUAUCUGAAGCAUUUCCUGAAGAUUCGGGAAUUUAUUCUGUUCAAGUCCAGAAUACUGUUGGUAUGGCUGUUAGUCAAACUGAAGUACUUGUAUUGGUAGAGGUAAGAAACGAACCUACAAUUUUAAAGUCAGAAGAUCAGAAAGAAUCAAUUGUUGAAGAUGUUUUGAACGUUGUUACUGAUAUUUCAGGUGAUAAAACAGUUGUAUCUACGGUUGAAGGUGUAGAGUUACCUAAACAAGAAGUAGUUGUUAAUAUAGUGCAAACUGAAACAACGGAAAUGUAUUCAAUGAUUGAAACUCUUCCAGAAAUACCACAAGCGGCGAUUUAUGAACAUAUCAUAGAGGAAACUGAAUUCGAAAUAAGUUUGGAAGAACCACUAGAGAUUAGUGAUGAUGAGUUAUUGCUCGAUGAAGGAGUUACACCAACACAUGUAGUUGUAUUGGAUGUUCUUAUACCUCAUGAUUCUGUGAGCAUUGAUGAAACAAGUAUAAGCAUAGAGGAAGCUGGCAAGGCUCAGUCGAUCCCAAGCGUCACUGAAAUUUCUUUACAUGACGUUUCUUUAGCCGCGAUUUCAGACGUUAAUAUAAGCGAAGUAAAAGCUCUCGAUGCCAAGGUCACAACACAGGAAGAAAAAGAGGAAUCAAAUGAAAAAGAAAACCGAAUUCAAUCAAUAGAAGCUAUGAGUUCAGACUCAAAAGAACAACGAAAAAAAGGGCAAAGUGAAGACACAAAAGAUGUGGAGGUGGAGACGGUUGAGUUGGUGUCAGUGAAGGAGGCUGUGGUGGACGAGACCCCAGUGGAAUCGGAGACAGUCUCGGUCUUAGGUGUGACGGAGGAGAAGAGCGUGGUCUCAGCGACAGAAGACUUUGCCAUGGAGGUGGAGCAGGUGACUUUGACCGUGGAUGACGUGUCACCUCGUAUGGAAUCCCUGACGUCCUCAGCUGAAGAACGUGUUGUCAGUGAGGCUGUUCCACUGGAGGAGACGGUCUAUGAUGUGUACGAAACGGAACAGGUUGAAGCUGUAACACGUCCCACCACUGACGCUGUCGCUUCUGGUGUUGUCUCCUCGACUACUCCUUCUCUGUCUGACGUUGUCAGUGUUGAAGAAGUUCCUUCUGAGCAGGUAACGGAAGCCGGAGACACAGUGACGGCGAAGACCGCCGAGGUCAUUGUUCAAGAAGGGAAGGAGUCUGUGUCACAGACCAUGGAGUGGGUUUCAGAGGGUGUUGGUGAGUUGGAGGAAUCCGACCGUCAGGAUAGUGCUCGUGUUGUGGAGCAGCCGUAUGAAGUGAGUGUGGCGGUUUCUGAGAAGCCCACUGAAGUGGCGACACCUGAGAAGGUCUCAGUGAAGGAGGCUGUGGUUGAAAAGACCCCAGUGGAAUCGGAGACAGUCCCGGUCUCAAUUGUUAGCAAAGGAGUGGUAGAGGUGGCGGACAUGAAGAGCACAGUUGGAGUGACAGAGGAAUCUGGUAGUGUGGCGGAGCAGGAGACGUUGGUUGUUGAGCAGGUGGCGGAAUCCAAGGAGACAGUGACUGUUAAGAUGGAGGAGCGGGUUGUACAGGAUGUGGAGAAGGAGUCCGUCCCAGAGACGAUGGAGUGGGUUUCAGAGGGUGUUGGUGAGUUGGAGGAAUCCGACCGUCAGGAUAGUGCUCGUGUUGUGGAGCAGCCGAGCGAAGUAGGUGUUGCAGUUUCUGAAACGCAAGUGGAGAUGGAGACGGUUGAGUUGGUGUCAGUGAAGGAGGCUGUGGUGGACGAGACCCCAGUGGAAUCGGAGACAGUCUCGGUCUUAGGUGUGACGGAGGAGAAGAGCGUGGUCUCAGCGACAGAAGACUUUGCCAUGGAGGUGGAGCAGGUGACUUUGACCGUGGAUGACGUGUCACCUCGUAUGGAAUCCCUGACGUCCUCAGCUGAAGAACGUGUUGUCAGUGAGGCUGUUCCACUGGAGGAGACGGUCUAUGAUGUGUACGAAACGGAACAGGUUGAAGCUGUAACACGUCCCACCACUGACGCUGUCGCUUCUGGUGUUGUCUCCUCGACUACUCCUUCUCUGUCUGACGUUGUCAGUGUUGAAGAAGUUCCUUCUGAGGUAACGGAAGCCGGAGACACAGUGACGGCGAAGACCGCCGAGGUCAUUGUUCAAGAAGGGAAGGAGUCUGUGUCACAGACCAUGGAGUGGGUUUCAGAGGGUGUUGGUGAGUUGGAGGAAUCCGACCGUCAGGAUAGUGCUCGUGUUGUGGAGCAGCCGUAUGAAGUGAGUGUGGCGGUUUCUGAGAAGCCCACUGAAGUGGCGACACCUGAGAAGGUCUCAGUGAAGGAGGCUGUGGUUGAAAAGACCCCAGUGGAAUCGGAGACAGUCCCGGUCUCAAUUGUUAGCAAAGGAGUGGUAGAGGUGGCGGACAUGAAGAGCACAGUUGGAAUGACAGAGGAAUCUGGUAGUGUGGCGGAGCAGGAGACGUUGGUUGUUGAGCAGGUGGCGGAAUCCAAGGAGACAGUGACUGUUAAGAUGGAGGAGCGGGUUGUACAGGAUGUGGAGAAGGAGUCCGUCUCAGAGACGAUGGAGUGGGUUUCAGAGGGUGUUGGUGAGUUGGAGGAAUCCGACCGUCAGGAUAGUGCUCGUGUUGUGGAGCAGCCGAGCGAAGUAGGUGUUGCAGUUUCUGAAACGCAAGUGGAGAUGGAGACGGUUGAGUUGGUGUCAGUGAAGGAGGCUGUGGUGGACGAGACCCCAGUGGAAUCGGAGACAGUCUCGGUCUUAGGUGUGACGGAGGAGAAGAGCGUGGUCUCAGCGACAGAAGACUUUGCCAUGGAGGUGGAGCAGGUGACUUUGACCGUGGAUGACGUGUCACCUCGUAUGGAAUCCCUGACGUCCUCAGCUGAAGAACGUGUUGUCAGUGAGGCUGUUCCACUGGAGGAGACGGUCUAUGAUGUGUACGAAACGGAACAGGUUGAAGCUGUAACACGUCCCACCACUGACGCUGUCGCUUCUGGUGUUGUCUCCUCGACUACUCCUUCUCUGUCUGACGUUGUCAGUGUUGAAGAAGUUCCUUCUGAGGUAAAACCUCCAGAAUGUUCAAAACCGACUGCUCCUUCAACUCCUGUCAAUAUAAAAAUUAUUAUAAUUCCACCAGAAAGUCCAUCUUCAAAAUCUAAACUUCAUAUAACAUGGCAACAACCUGAUGAUAUUCCAGUCACUAAUUUUUAUAUAGAAUUAAAACCAUCAAAUUCCAAAACAUGGCAAGAUGUAUCUGCUGAUUUUACUAUAACUGAACCUUAUGCAAUUCUGCCAACUGAUAAUUUACAAGAAUUUGUCAGUUAUGAAUUUCGUGUUAUUGCUGAAAAUGAAGCAGGCAAAAGUGUUCCGUCAUUACCAUCAAAUUCAAUUGAAUUAGGUAUACCGCUAGAAUUCAUUCGCCCAUUGACGGAUAUAACUGUCAGCGCAGUGACAAAUGAACCAGUCAUACUUGAAUGUGAACUAUCUCGAACUCCACGUGACAAGAUUCAAUGGUUUAAGGAUGGAAAAGCACUACCCAGCAAACUGUCGAGUAGAAUAAAAGUUGAAGAGCUGGAGAAUGGAAAAGUUCACCGAAUUAUCUUCAGUCCAUUAGCUGAGGAAGAUCUGGGUGUUUAUUCUGUGAAAGUAGAGAAUUUGACAAGUGAAGCACGAGUGGAUAUGAAGAUUGCACCAACACUGAAGCUGUCGGAAUCAUUCUCUGACAAAGUCAUCAUGAAAGCAGGAGAGGCGGCCGUCUUCGAAAUACCAUUCGUCGCCAGUCCGAAACCGACAGUGACCUGGUCAUGGAGGCCAAGAACACGUCCUGAUGCGGAGUUGGGAUCAGCUCAGACUCCACGAUUUAAGGCUGACGUGGUGUCCGGACUGACAUCACUUCCAGUGAGUAAGGUGAAGCGUGAAGAUGCUGGUGAGUACAGUGUGGUCAUCAGUAAUGAAUUGGGCGAGGUGACAGUGAGCAUUGAGUUGAUUGUAUUGGACAAACCAUCUGUACCUCGCAAUUUAGUUGCGAGUGAUAACACUGGUGAGAGUGUUUUGUUCAGUUGGACGGAACCAGAAUUCCUCGGUCUUCAUCCUGAUGUAGGAGUUAGUGAUGGAUUGAGUUACGUUGUCGAGAUGCGUGAGUCAAAUCAACGUGCGAGUAGGUCGGUGACAGUGACGAGUGAAUUGAAUACUCUUAUAGACAAAUUGCAAGUGAACAAGUCGUAUGUGUUUAGUGUUGCAGCUAAAAAUGAUGUCGGUCAGUCGGAAUUCGCUGAAACGAGUCCAGUUUCGACGAAGUUGGAAUAUGGUCCACCAUCGAGUCCAGUCAAUGUGAAGGCAGUCGUCAAUCCACCGAAAGCGUCUAUCAAAGAUCAAACGAUAGAAUUGACGUGGGAACAACCAACCGACCAAGUGUCUGCCAGUGGACCGGUCACAAACUUCUACAUCGAAUUGAAGCCUGAAGAUUCAACUCGAUGGCAGGACGUGAGUGCCGACUUCACAAUCACUGAACCACACUUCACACUUCCUACUGAUAAAUUGCAAGAGUUUGUGAGUUAUGAGUUCCGUGUAACGUCAGAGAAUAAGGCUGGCAAGAGUAAACCUUCUUCACCAUCGAAUGCUGUUCAACUAGGUAUACCGCUAGAAUUCAUUCGCCCAUUGACGGAUAUAACUGUCAGCGCAGUGACAAAUGAACCAGUCAUACUUGAAUGUGAACUAUCUCGAACUCCACGUGACAAGAUUCAAUGGUUUAAGGAUGGAAAAGCACUACCCAGCAAACUGUCGAGUAGAAUAAAAGUUGAAGAGCUGGAGAAUGGAAAAUUUCACCGAAUUAUCUUCAGUCCAUUAGCUGAGGAAGAUCUGGGUGUUUAUUCUGUGAAAGUAGAGAAUUUGACAAGUGAAGCACGAGUGGAUAUGAAGAUUGCACCAACACUGAAGCUGUCGGAAUCAUUCUCUGACAAAGUCAUCAUGAAAGCAGGAGAGGCGGCCGUCUUCGAAAUACCAUUCGUCGCCAGUCCGAAACCGACAGUGACCUGGUCAUGGAGGCCAAGAACACGUCCUGAUGCGGAGUUGGGAUCAGCUCAGACUCCACGAUUUAAGGCUGACGUGGUGUCCGGACUGACAUCACUUCCAGUGAGUAAGGUGAAGCGUGAAGAUGCUGGUGAGUACAGUGUGGUCAUCAGUAAUGAAUUGGGUGAGGUGACAGUGAGCAUUGAGUUGAUUGUAUUGGACAAACCAUCUGUACCUCGCAAUUUAGUUGCGAGUGAUAACACUGGUGAGAGUGUUUUGUUCAGUUGGACGGAACCAGAAUUCCUCGGUCUUCAUCCUGAUGUAGGAGUUAGUGAUGGAUUGAGUUACGUUGUCGAGAUGCGUGAGUCAAAUCAACGUGCGAGUAGGUCGGUGACAGUGACGAGUGAAUUGAAUACUCUUAUAGACAAAUUGCAUGUGAACAAGUCGUAUGUGUUUAGUGUUGCAGCUAAAAAUGAUGUCGGUCAGUCGGAAUUCGCUGAAACGAGUCCAGUUUCGACGAAGUUGGAAUAUGGUCCACCAUCGAGUCCAGUCAAUGUGAAGGCAGUCGUCAAUCCACCGAAAGCGUCUAUCAAAGAUCAAACGAUAGAAUUGAUGUGGGAACAACCAACCGACCAAGUGUCUGCCAGUGGACCGGUCACAAACUUCUACAUCGAAUUGAAGCCUGAAGAUUCAACUCGAUGGCAGGACGUGAGUGCCGACUUCACAAUCACUGAACCACACUUCACACUUCCUACUGAUAAAUUGCAAGAGUUUGUGAGUUAUGAGUUCCGUGUAACGUCAGAGAAUAAGGCUGGCAAGAGUAAACCUUCUUCACCAUCGAAUGCUGUUCAACUAGGUAUACCGCUAGAAUUCAUUCGCCCAUUGACGGAUAUAACUGUCAGCGCAGUGACAAAUGAACCAGUCAUACUUGAAUGUGAACUAUCUCGAACUCCACGUGACAAGAUUCAAUGGUUUAAGGAUGGAAAAGCACUACCCAGCAAACUGUCGAGUAGAAUAAAAGUUGAAGAGCUGGAGAAUGGAAAAGUUCACCGAAUUAUCUUCAGUCCAUUAGCUGAGGAAGAUCUGGGUGUUUAUUCUGUGAAAGUAGAGAAUUUGACAAGUGAAGCACGAGUGGAUAUGAAGAUUGCACCAACACUGAAGCUGUCGGAAUCAUUCUCUGACAAAGUCAUCAUGAAAGCAGGAGAGGCGGCCGUCUUCGAAAUACCAUUCGUCGCCAGUCCGAAACCGACAGUGACCUGGUCAUGGAGGCCAAGAACACGUCCUGAUGCGGAGUUGGGAUCAGCUCAGACUCCACGAUUUAAGGCUGACGUGGUGUCCGGACUGACAUCACUUCCAGUGAGUAAGGUGAAGCGUGAAGAUGCUGGUGAGUACAGUGUGGUCAUCAGUAAUGAAUUGGGCGAGGUGACAGUGAGCAUUGAGUUGAUUGUAUUGGACAAACCAUCUGUACCUCGCAAUUUAGUUGCGAGUGAUAACACUGGUGAGAGUGUUUUGUUCAGUUGGACGGAACCAGAAUUCCUCGGUCUUCAUCCUGAUGUAGGAGUUAGUGAUGGAUUGAGUUACGUUGUCGAGAUGCGUGAGUCAAAUCAACGUGCGAGUAGGUCGGUGACAGUGACGAGUGAAUUGAAUACUCUUAUAGACAAAUUGCAAGUGAACAAGUCGUAUGUGUUUAGUGUUGCAGCUAAAAAUGAUGUCGGUCAGUCGGAAUUCGCUGAAACGAGUCCAGUUUCGACGAAGUUGGAAUAUGGUCCACCAUCGAGUCCAGUCAAUGUGAAGGCAGUCGUCAAUCCACCGAAAGCGUCUAUCAAAGAUCAAACGAUAGAAUUGACGUGGGAACAACCAACCGACCAAGUGUCUGCCAGUGGACCGGUCACAAACUUCUACAUCGAAUUGAAGCCUGAAGAUUCAACUCGAUGGCAGGACGUGAGUGCCGACUUCACAAUCACUGAACCACACUUCACACUUCCUACUGAUAAAUUGCAAGAGUUUGUGAGUUAUGAGUUCCGUGUAACGUCAGAGAAUAAGGCUGGCAAGAGUAAACCUUCUUCACCAUCGAAUGCUGUUCAACUAGGUAUACCGCUAGAAUUCAUUCGCCCAUUGACGGAUAUAACUGUCAGCGCAGUGACAAAUGAACCAGUCAUACUUGAAUGUGAACUAUCUCGAACUCCACGUGACAAGAUUCAAUGGUUUAAGGAUGGAAAAGCACUACCCAGCAAACUGUCGAGUAGAAUAAAAGUUGAAGAGCUGGAGAAUGGAAAAGUUCACCGAAUUAUCUUCAGUCCAUUAGCUGAGGAAGAUCUGGGUGUUUAUUCUGUGAAAGUAGAGAAUUUGACAAGUGAAGCACGAGUGGAUAUGAAGAUUGCACCAACACUGAAGCUGUCGGAAUCAUUCUCUGACAAAGUCAUCAUGAAAGCAGGAGAGGCGGCCGUCUUCGAAAUACCAUUCGUCGCCAGUCCGAAACCGACAGUGACCUGGUCAUGGAGGCCAAGAACACGUCCUGAUGCGGAGUUGGGAUCAGCUCAGACUCCACGAUUUAAGGCUGACGUGGUGUCCGGACUGACAUCACUUCCAGUGAGUAAGGUGAAGCGUGAAGAUGCUGGUGAGUACAGUGUGGUCAUCAGUAAUGAAUUGGGCGAGGUGACAGUGAGCAUUGAGUUGAUUGUAUUGGACAAACCAUCUGUACCUCGCAAUUUAGUUGCGAGUGAUAACACUGGUGAGAGUGUUUUGUUCAGUUGGACGGAACCAGAAUUCCUCGGUCUUCAUCCUGAUGUAGGAGUUAGUGAUGGAUUGAGUUACGUUGUCGAGAUGCGUGAGUCAAAUCAACGUGCGAGUAGGUCGGUGACAGUGACGAGUGAAUUGAAUACUCUUAUAGACAAAUUGCAAGUGAACAAGUCGUAUGUGUUUAGUGUUGCAGCUAAAAAUGAUGUCGGUCAGUCGGAAUUCGCUGAAACGAGUCCAGUUUCGACGAAGUUGGAAUAUGGUCCACCAUCGAGUCCAGUCAAUGUGAAGGCAGUCGUCAAUCCACCGAAAGCGUCUAUCAAAGAUCAAACGAUAGAAUUGACGUGGGAACAACCAACCGACCAAGUGUCUGCCAGUGGACCGGUCACAAACUUCUACAUCGAAUUGAAGCCUGAAGAUUCAACUCGAUGGCAGGACGUGAGUGCCGACUUCACAAUCACUGAACCACACUUCACACUUCCUACUGAUAAAUUGCAAGAGUUUGUGAGUUAUGAGUUCCGUGUAACGUCAGAGAAUAAGGCUGGCAAGAGUAAACCUUCUUCACCAUCGAAUGCUGUUCAACUAGGUAUACCGCUAGAAUUCAUUCGCCCAUUGACGGAUAUAACUGUCAGCGCAGUGACAAAUGAACCAGUCAUACUUGAAUGUGAACUAUCUCGAACUCCACGUGACAAGAUUCAAUGGUUUAAGGAUGGAAAAGCACUACCCAGCAAACUGUCGAGUAGAAUAAAAGUUGAAGAGCUGGAGAAUGGAAAAGUUCACCGAAUUAUCUUCAGUCCAUUAGCUGAGGAAGAUCUGGGUGUUUAUUCUGUGAAAGUAGAGAAUUUGACAAGUGAAGCACGAGUGGAUAUGAAGAUUGCACCAACACUGAAGCUGUCGGAAUCAUUCUCUGACAAAGUCAUCAUGAAAGCAGGAGAGGCGGCCGUCUUCGAAAUACCAUUCGUCGCCAGUCCGAAACCGACAGUGACCUGGUCAUGGAGGCCAAGAACACGUCCUGAUGCGGAGUUGGGAUCAGCUCAGACUCCACGAUUUAAGGCUGACGUGGUGUCCGGACUGACAUCACUUCCAGUGAGUAAGGUGAAGCGUGAAGAUGCUGGUGAGUACAGUGUGGUCAUCAGUAAUGAAUUGGGCGAGGUGACAGUGAGCAUUGAGUUGAUUGUAUUGGACAAACCAUCUGUACCUCGCAAUUUAGUUGCGAGUGAUAACACUGGUGAGAGUGUUUUGUUCAGUUGGACGGAACCAGAAUUCCUCGGUCUUCAUCCUGAUGUAGGAGUUAGUGAUGGAUUGAGUUACGUUGUCGAGAUGCGUGAGUCAAAUCAACGUGCGAGUAGGUCGGUGACAGUGACGAGUGAAUUGAAUACUCUUAUAGACAAAUUGCAAGUGAACAAGUCGUAUGUGUUUAGUGUUGCAGCUAAAAAUGAUGUCGGUCAGUCGGAAUUCGCUGAAACGAGUCCAGUUUCGACGAAGUUGGAAUAUGGUCCACCAUCGAGUCCAGUCAAUGUGAAGGCAGUCGUCAAUCCACCGAAAGCGUCUAUCAAAGAUCAAACGAUAGAAUUGACGUGGGAACAACCAACCGACCAAGUGUCUGCCAGUGGACCGGUCACAAACUUCUACAUCGAAUUGAAGCCUGAAGAUUCAACUCGAUGGCAGGACGUGAGUGCCGACUUCACAAUCACUGAACCACACUUCACACUUCCUACUGAUAAAUUGCAAGAGUUUGUGAGUUAUGAGUUCCGUGUAACGUCAGAGAAUAAGGCUGGCAAGAGUAAACCUUCUUCACCAUCGAAUGCUGUUCAACUAGGCAUUCCACUCGAAUUUAUACGACCACUAACUGACUUGACUGUUGACAAAGUAACCAAGGAACCAGUCAUCCUUGAGUGCGAAUUAUCUCGUACUCCUCGUGAUAAAGUACAAUGGUUGAAGGAUGGGAAACCUAUUGGUCGUCUACCAGACCGUGUGACAAUUGAGGAGUUGGAGAAUGGAAAAAUCCAUCGUGUGAAGUUCAUUUCAUUAAUGGAUGAUGAUUUGGGUGUAUAUAGUUUACGUGUUGAGAAGUUAUCUAGUGAAUGUCGAUUAGAUAUGAAAGUACCACCAACAUUGAGAUUAUCUGAUUCGUUCUCCGAUCGAGUGGUCAUCAAGGCUGGAGGUGCUAUGGUGUUCGAAAUACCAUUCACUGCCAGUCCUAAACCAAAAGUCGAAUGGACAUGGAGACAGCGAAGUCGACCAGAUGGUGAAUUGGGACCGGUACAAAGUCCACGAUUUAAGGCUGACGUGGUGUCGGGAUUGACGUCAUUGCCUGUGAGUAAGGUGAAGCGUGAGGAUGCCGGUGACUACACAGUGGUGAUCAGUAACGAGUUGGGUGAAGUGUCUGUGACGAUUCAGAUGAUUGUGAUUGACAAGCCAUCUGUACCUCGUGAUUUGGAGGUGAGUGAGAACAGUGGUGAGAGUGUGUUGUUGAGUUGGAAGGAGCCCGAAUUCGUUGGUUUGUCCACGACGCCGACGACGACGGAUGUGAGUGGUGCUGGUGGAUUGUUGGAGUAUGUGGUUGAGAUGCGUGAGUCUAGUCAACGUGCUGGUCGUGGAGUGAGAAAAACGAGUGAAUUGAGUGUGAGGAUUGACGAUCUUCAGAUCAACAAGUCGUAUGUGUUUAGUGUUGCAGCGAAGAAUGAUGUUGGUCAAUCAGAGUUUGCAGAAACGAAACCAGUUUCUACUAAAUUAGAUUAUGGUCCACCAUCGAGUCCAGUCAAUGUGAAGGCAGUCGUCAAUCCACUGAAAGCGUCUAUCAAAGAUCAAACGAUAGAAUUGACGUGGGAACAACCAACCGGCCAAGUGUCUGCCAGUGGACCGGUCACAAACUUCUACAUCGAAUUGAAGCCUGAAGAUUCAACUCGAUGGCAGGACGUGAGUGCCGACUUCACAAUCACUGAACCACACUUCACACUUCCUACUGAUAAAUUGCAAGAGUUUGUGAGUUAUGAGUUCCGUGUAACAUCAGAGAAUAAAGCUGGCAAGAGUAAACCUUCCUCACCAUCAAAUGCAAUACAAUUAGGCGUUCCACUCGAAUUUAUACGACCACUAACUGACUUGACUGUUGACAAAGUAACCAAUGAACCAGUCAUCCUUGAGUGUGAAUUAUCUCGUACUCCUCGUGAUAAAGUACAAUGGUUGAAGGAUGGGAAACCUAUUGGUCGUCUACCAGACCGUGUGACAAUUGAGGAGUUGGAGAAUGGAAAAAUCCAUCGUGUGAAGUUCAUUUCAUUAAUGGAUGAUGAUUUGGGUGUAUAUAGUUUACGUAUUGAGAAGUUAUCUAGUGAAUGUCGACUAGAUAUGAAAGUACCGCCAACAUUGAGAUUAUCCGAUUCGUUCUCCGAUCGAGUGAUCAUCAAGGCUGGAGGUGCUAUGGUGUUCGAAAUACCAUUCACUGCCAGCCCUAAACCAAAAGUCGAAUGGACAUGGAGACAGCGAAGUCGACCAGAUGGUGAAUUGGGACCGGUACAAAGUCCACGAUUUAAGGCUGACGUGGUGUCAGGAUUGACGUCAUUGCCUGUGAGUAAGGUGAAGCGUGAGGAUGCCGGUGACUACACAGUGGUGAUCAGUAAUGAGUUGGGUGAAGUGUCUGUGACGAUUCAGAUGAUUGUGAUUGACAAGCCAUCUGUACCUCGUGAUUUGGAGGUGAGUGAGAACAGUGGUGAGAGUGUGUUGUUGAGUUGGAAGGAGCCCGAAUUCGUUGGUUUGUCCACGACGCUGACGACGGAUGUGAGUGUGAGUGGUGCUGGUGGAUUGUUGGAGUAUGUGGUUGAGAUGCGUGAGUCUAGUCAACGUGCUGGUCGUGGAGUGAGAAAAACGAGUGAAUUGAGUGUGAGGAUUGACGAUCUUCAGAUCAACAAGUCGUAUGUGUUUAGUGUUGCAGCGAAGAAUGAUGUUGGUCAAUCAGAGUUUGCAGAAACGAAACCAGUUUCAACUAAAUUGGAUUAUGGUCCACCAUUGAGUCCAGUCAAUGUGAAGGCAGUCGUCAAUCCACCGAAAGCGUCUAUCAAAGAUCAAACGAUAGAAUUGACGUGGGAACAACCAACCGACCAAGUGUCUGCCAGUGGACCGGUCACAAACUUCUACAUCGAAUUGAAGCCUGAAGAUUCAACUCGAUGGCAGGACGUGAGUGCCGACUUCACAAUCACUGAACCACACUUCACACUUCCUACUGAUAAAUUGCAAGAGUUUGUGAGUUAUGAGUUCCGUGUAACGUCAGAGAAUAAGGCUGGCAAGAGUAAACCUUCUUCACCAUCGAAUGCUGUUCAACUAGGUAUUCCACUAGAAUUUGUUCGUCCGUUGAUUGAUGUUACUGUAAGUGAGGUUGAUGGAAAACCAGUUGUAUUGGAGUGUGAAUUAUCUCGUUCAUCACGUGAUAAGGUACAAUGGUUAAAAGAUGGUAAAUCUUUAAGUCGUUUACCAAACCAUGUAUCAGUUGAAGAAUCACGUGACAAUAAAAUUCACUCUAUUAAGUUCUCUUCCUUAACUGAUGAUGAUUUGGGCGUCUAUACGAUAAAAGUAGAAAAGUUAUCAAGUGAGGCGAAACUUUCAAUGAAAGUUCCACCAACAUUGAGAUUAUCCGAUUCGUUCUCCGAUCGAGUGAUCAUCAAGGCUGGAGGUGCUAUGGUGUUCGAAAUACCAUUCACUGCCAGUCCUAAACCAAAAGUCGAAUGGACAUGGAGACAGCGAAGUCGACCAGAUGGUGAAUUGGGACCGGUACAAAGUCCACGAUUUAAGGCUGACGUGGUGUCGGGAUUGACGUCAUUGCCUGUGAGUAAGGUGAAGCGUGAGGAUGCCGGUGACUACACAGUGGUGAUCAGUAACGAGUUGGGUGAAGUGUCUGUGACGAUUCAGAUGAUUGUGAUUGACAAGCCAUCUGUACCUCGUGAUUUGGAGGUGAGUGAGAACAGUGGUGAGAGUGUGUUGUUGAGUUGGAAGGAGCCCGAAUUCGUUGGUUUGUCCACGACGACGACGACGGAUGUGAGUGUGAGUGGUGCUGGUGGAUUGUUGGAAUAUGUGGUUGAGAUGCGUGAGUCUAGUCAACGUGCUGGUCGUGGAGUGAGAAAAACGAGUGAAUUGAGUGUGAGGAUUGACGAUCUUCAGAUCAACAAGUCGUAUGUGUUUAGUGUUGCAGCGAAGAAUGAUGUUGGUCAAUCCGAGUUUGCAGAAACGAAACCAGUUUCAACUAAAUUAGAUUAUGGACCUCCAACUCCUCCAUUGAAUGUUACUGCAUCUGUAUCUCCAUCAUGUGCUGAACCAGAAGAUCAAAUGAUAACAGUGAGUUGGUCCGAAUCUGAAACAGCACCAACAACAACAUCUACUGGAUCAUCUCCACUUUAUUACACUGUAGAGUAUAGAGUAGAUGAAGGACGUGUUUGGAAUAAAUUAAUCUGUGGUAAAGAAGUUACUGGUAUGAAAUUAGAUUUUCCUCCACUUAAAGAAAAUUUGAGCGCUGGUAAAUCAUAUGACUUCAGAGUUAUAGCUGUAAAUAAAGCUGGUGCAAGUGAACCAUCAAAACCAUCGAAUUCAAUCCAACUAGGUAUAGUACUUGAAUUUAUACGUCAAUUAGAAGAUUUAAUUAUAACUAACAUUGAACCAAUUGAAUAUAAAUUAGAAUGUGAAUUAUCACGUAAACCAAGAACAAUGACAGCUUGGACAAAAGAUAAUAAACCAUUAAUUAUAAAAUCAGAUGAUACUCAUAUGAAAUUUAUUGAUCAAGGCACAAUUCAAUCAAUUCAUUUUACACAUUUAAUUGAUACAGAUAUUGGUGAUUAUGCAAUACAAGUAGAGAAUAUUUCAUCAAAAUGUAAAUUAGAAAUUAAAGCUCCACCAACAAUUCGAAUAUCUGAUCAAUUUGAAGAUCAUAUUACUUUAAAGGCGGGCACUUCAAAAAUUCUAGAAAUUCCAUUUAUAUCUUCACCAAAACCUAAAAUUAAAUGGACAUGGGCACCAAGUACUGACUUGACUCAAGAACAACCACCUAGAUUUAAACCGGAUAUAGUUGCUGGUUUAACUACAUUACCUUUAAGUCGAGUGAAACGUGAAGAUAGUGGAGCAUAUAAAGUUAAAAUAUCAAAUGAUCUUGGUGAAAUUUUCAUAACAAUUCAUGUCAUUGUUAUUGAUAAACCAUCUCCACCAAGAAAUCUUACAAUAACUGAUGCUACAGAAAAAUCAGUCAUGUUUAAUUGGGAUCUACCAGUUAGUGUAAAUGAAAAUGAAUCUUUAGAAUAUGUUGUUAAUUAUCGAGAUGCAACCAAAUAUUCAAGUCAACCAAUUAAUGUUUGUGUAACAAAAGAAUUAAAAACAUUUAUAGAUGGUCUUAAACUGGGAUCUCAAUAUAUAUUCUCCGUUUGUGCACGAAAUGAAGUUGGUGAUUCCGCCUUUGCUGAAAGUCAAACAUUCUUAAUGAAGUAUUCUUUUAACCCACCUGAAGCUCCAGGAAUACCUCAGGUUAGUAUAAUAGAAAGUGGUCACGUUUCACUGGAAUGGACACCUCCUUCAUCAGACGGUGGUUCUCCCAUCACAGAAUAUUUCAUUGAGAGCAUGGAUGAACGUCCAAUUGUAAAAGGUCAGCGCCGUACAUCGACCUACGGUUCUCGAACACAAUGGAAUUCGCUAACUACAGGAAUUAUAUUUGAACCUAAUGUUCAGCCGAAAGCUUCAGUAACUGGUUUGUCUCCUGAUAAACAAUAUACAUUCCGUGUAUGUGCUGUUAAUAAAGCUGGUAAAGGGCCAUUUAGUCCACCAUCAGAAUCUUGUUUACCCUUAAUGAAACCUCCUAAAGUUCCUGGAAAACCUGGUCCUAUAACCGUCGAACCUUUAAAUGAAACAAGUGUCAAUUUAAGUUGGACACCUGGCACUGUAAACGAAGACUUUGGACCAGCUGAUUAUUAUAUAAUUGAAGCUUGUGAAGAUGACGGUAAUGAGUGGAAAGAAGUUGGAAAGACAACCAAGCCAGAUGAUUGUAACUUGAAUGUGAACAAUCUAGAUAGUUCAACACGUUAUCAAUUUCGUGUUCGUGGAGUGAAUAAAGAAGGUGUCGGUGAACCAUCAAAACCAUCAGAAAGGAUUUGUUUAAAGAAAGAUGCUCCAUUAGUUAUAACUAAAGAAUUAGAAUCAAUUCAUUUGAAUGAAAUUCCACAAACAAUUGAAUAUGAGUGUCAUUUAUCUAAAUUACCACAAAAAGUUCAAUGGUUCUAUAAUAAUAAACGUUUAGAUACAUCAAAUUUACGUAAAUAUCGUUUUAUUGAUGAUGGUAAAAUACAAAAAUUAGAAGUAUUAAAAAUUACAUUAGAUGAUGUUGGUGAAUAUUCUAUUAAAAUUGAUAAGUUAGAAUCAAAGGCAACAUUUGAAAUUGAUUUACCACCUAAACUCUGUCUACCAGAUGAUUUCUCUGAUACAAUCAUACUUACUCAGGGAAAUAAUCGUAAUAUAGAGAUACCAUUUACUUCUUGUCCACCUGCCACCAGUAUUGUUUGGUAUUGGAAUGGUAGUCGUACUCUGCCUGAUCCAACAAAACGAACUGUUCCAGAUAAUGAUUCAAAGUCUCAAGCGGUACUUCGUCUUACUGCAGUACAAGUUUCUGAUGCUGGAAUUUAUGAAGCUAUUAUCACUAAUCUAUAUGGAGAAGCUAAAGCAACCAUAACAUUGAAAGUUCUUGGAGUCCCGGGUCCAGUAACAUCAUUGGAAGCACAUGUUGAGUCACCUACAGAAGUAUCUGUUUUAUGGAAACCACCUGAAGAUGAUGGCGGUAGCCCAUUGACAGGAUAUAAAGUUGAACAACGUCAAUUGGCUCCUGAACCUGGAGGUGUUUUACGUUCUCAGGCUAAGGAGUGGAAGUCAAUUGCAAAUGUUAGUUCAAAAUCAAAAACAUCUAACGAAGAAGAACCAUUUGUACAUCGUAUCACAGGGUUAACUGAAGGAGCCACUUAUUUGUUUGGUGUUUCUGCAGUUAAUGAUUGCGGAAGUGGACCAAGGAAAGAAAUUUCCGAUGGCUUAAUAAUGAAAUCUCCUUAUGAUAUUCCGGAAAUUCCAAAACAACUUACUGCUAAACCACUAAAUCAUUCCACUAUUGAAUUAGAAUUCAAAUUACCAGUCACUCAUGUGGAAGCGCCUUUAACUAGUGUAAUUGUUGAAUAUCGUCCUAAAAGUGUAUCAAGAUGGAAAACCCAAACAUUUGAACCAUGUUCUAUAGUACAAAUUGAUAAACUUGAAGCAAAUACAGAAUAUGAAUUUCGUGUAAGUUGUACUAAUUUGGCUGGUAAAAGUGAAUCAUCAAAUCCUGUUAAAGCUAAAACAAAACAAUUGCCAAAACCUCCUGAUACUCCGAAGCUUGACAGUGUUACACCAGUCAAUACAAACUCAGUAAAAGUCAAUUGGUUUUCUCCAACAAAUGAUGGUGACAGUCCAAUUACAUCAUAUCAAAUAGAGAUGUGCGAUGCGAAAAAUGGCACUGAAGUAUGGAAACCAAUUGAUGCUUUAAACAUAGAUCGUGUGGAUCAAAGUUUACUAUCUCCAGACGAACAAAAGUCAUAUGAGUUAAUUGUGAAAAAUUUAGACAAUUCCAAAUCUUUCAAAUUUCGUGUUAUUGCUGUGAAUAGUAUAGGACCAGGUAAACCGUCUAGAAGUUCACAACCUGUUACACCUGGAAUUGAAGUCAAUAUUAUUCGACCAUUGAAUAAUGUUUGUUUUGAUGAAAUUCCAAAAUCUGGAACAAAAGUUGAAUUAGAAUGUGAAUUAAGUCAAUCUAAUUGUCGAGUAAAUUGGUUAUAUAAUGGAAAGCCAAUUGUAUUGGGUAAGAAAUAUGAUUUCUCUCCAGAAGGAAAUGUUUAUCGAUUAAUUAUUAAUGAUAUAACACUUGAAGAUAUGGGAGUUUAUGAAUUGAAUUAUAAGAAGUUAAAAACACAAUGUAAAGUAGAAGCUAAAAUUCCACCAACACUUCUUGAAGAUACUGAAGAAAGUCAUACACGUCGUAUUAAUGUUGGUUCAAAUUGUGUAUUUGAAGUACCAUUUAAAGCUUAUCCAAAGCCUACUAUAAAAUGGCUUGCUCAAAAUAUACCUAUCACUGAUAAAACAAAACGUUAUCAAGUCAAUAUAGUAGCUGGUUUAACAUCAUUAUCUAUACAACGUGUACAAAAAGAUGAUACUGGUCAAUUAGCUGUUAUCAUUGAAAAUGAACAUGGAAAAUUAACAUGGAAAUGUGAACUAAUUGUUAUUGAUAAACCAAAACCAGUUGAAAAUUUAACUGUUGAAUCAAGUAUAGAUCAACUUCAUAUGAUAAUGAAUUGGAAACCACCGCGUAAAGAUUUAAAUAAUCCAAUAACACAUUAUGAAUUAGAAUAUCGUAAUUCAAAAAAUCGUUCAUGGCAAACAUUUAAAAAUGGUUCAUCAGAUGUAGAUGAUUUAUAUAAAAUACCUAAUAAUUUAACAACAUUUGAAAUAAAAAUUACAGAAAAAGAAACAGCUAAUAGUUUAGCAUCAAAUACAGAUUAUUAUUUUCGUAUAAUAGUUGUUAAUGAAGUUGGAAAAAGUGAACCAACUGAAACACGUUCAUUCAUUAAAACACCAUCAUUACCAACUUCUCUUGAGGAUGGUUCAGAAGCACCACAUUUUCUUAAAGAAUUAACAAGUAUUACUGUUGUUGAAGGGAGUGCUGCUCGUUUUGAAACAUGUGCACGUGGUCAACCUGCACCAACUGUACGUUGGCUUAAAGAUGGUAAACCAUUAUUAACAGAUGGUAUACGUUUAUGUGUAUCACAAACAUCAACUGAAAGAUCUGGCACUAAUACAUCUAGUCAUACACUUUUAGUUAAAGAUGCUAUACCACGUGAUAGUGGAACAUAUACAUGUAUUGCAACAAGUUCAUCAGGUACUGCUAUCACUGAAGCAGCAUUACAUGUUCGUGGUUUAUUCGGUCGUGGAGGUUACAUUGGCUCAGAUACAGUUAAUAGUGGUGGUAUUCGACAUCGUCAUCCUGAAUUCACUCGUCGUUUACGUAAUCAACAAGUUGAUUUUGGCAGUACUAUAAGAUUAGCUGCAUCAGUAUUAGCUCAACCAUCAGCUACAGUGGUUUGGCAAAAAGAUGGUAUAGAAAUUUUAACUGAUCCAUCGGAUGAUCCAAGAAUUACGGCUAAAAAUCAUAGCGGUCAUCUAGAAUUACGUAUUGAAAAUGUAUGUAAAGAUGAUUUGGGUCAAUAUACAGUGAUUGUAUAUAAUUCUGCUGGUGAAGCUCGUUGUUCAUGCAUUCUACAAAGUACAACUAAAAUGGAAAUACAAGUGCCUAAAUUCACUAAAGAACUUCGAGAUUAUACAAUAUUAGAAGGUACUAAUUUAUGUUUAGAAACCAUAGCAAUCGGUGAACCAAUACCUGAAUUUAAAUGGGAAAAAGAUGGUUUUGAAAUUCUUCCUGAUGAAUAUGGUCCACCACGUAUCACACCUGGAACAAAUGGUAGUGGUUUAGCUUAUUUACGCAUUCACAAUGUUCGUAGUUCAGAUGCAGGUUUGUAUCGUUGCAUUGCAUAUAAUAGAUUUGGUCGUGAAAGAACAACUUGCAUUGUUCAUGUGGAAUCAAUUAAACAAAAAGGUGUACAUCGGUCAGAUAUGAGAAAUGGAUCAUUUACCUCGAAAAAAGAUACAGAUUCUUCUUUAGCACUGUUAUCUGAGAACGGUAUUAAAGCAUCACCAAAGGAUCAUUCAGAUUCACCCAAAUUAACUGGAUAUAUUACUGUGUUACGUCCAUUGCCUAAAACUAUUGAAGUUGAAGAAGGCAGUCCUAUUGAACUAACAUGUCGUGUUGAUACAAAUUUACAUUACAUUCCUACAUGGAGUAAAUCAGGUCGAACUUUAACAUAUGAUGGUCGUAGAAGAAUUACUCGUAGUAAAGAUGGUGAACUUACAUUAGCUAUUGAUCAAGUAAUGUCUAAUGACGAUGGAUCAUACACAUUGACAUUAGAAGCUUCUGAUGCAAAUGCACCGAAGAAUCUAGAACCAAUUGUACUUUCUACACGUGUUCAAAUUAAAUCAAAACAAAAACCACGUUAUGAUACUGUUUCACGUGGAUCAUCUCGUGCUAAUUCUCGAGCAACAAGUGUUUCAAAUGGUCGAACUUCUAAAGAACCAUAAUAUCAAUCAAUUAUAAACAAAGAUAAAUGUUAACAAGACAAUAUAAGUUACAAUAAGUAUGUAUUCAUAUAAGAUAUUUGUUUGUGUAUUUUUAGUCAUCUAAGAUAUUUUGACCUAUACAAACAAUUUUAAUCUUGUUUCCAUAACAACAGUUUAUGUUAUGGAUGAUGAUCAUGAGAAUGACUAGGAUACAACUGCUUCUAGAUUUAACCUUCUUUUUUUCAAAAUAUACGAUUGUAUGUAACAUGACAAACAAUUAUGCAAUUAGAAAUCUUCAACAUUUCGAAAGUUUCGUAUUCACAUCUAUAUCAACUUCAUGAAGAUUAUGUACUUGUUUGUCUAUAUAUUACUUUCUGUCAAAACUUGAUGUAUGAAAAAUAUAAUAUUCGUUUCUUUUACUUUGUCUAAUAUAAAUCAAUUUUUUGUUGCUGUACGCGUCCCCCUUUAAGUAUUAACUAUUAUGAAUACUACUACUAGUACUACUAAUACUAAUACUAAUGCUACUCCUAUUAGUACCAUUUUAUCUAAUUAUCACUUAAUGAUAAGUUCAUUUAUUAGUUUACAACAAUCUAUGUGUAAGAAUAUCCCUUUUUUGAGUAUAUCACAUUUCAUUAAAAAUACCCUGACUCCCCUCUUUCACCUCCCCCUCCCCAAAAUUUUUUAUUUCAUUGAUCCUCUCAUAACUUAUUAAUUUAGAUAAUGUUAUUUUAAAGAGAGAAACGAAUGCAACUUUACCAAAAAAGAAAGGAAAAGAUUCUUGUAUUUCCAAUGAAUAACACAUUAUGAUUAGUUUCAUUUAUAACUAAGUAACUAUAAUCAGAAUAUUUAUCAAGUUUAUCCAUGAAUUUGUUUGUUAUUCUUUCCUCUUUAACUUUUAUUGGUAAUUAUUACACAUCCUUAUAUACUACUGAUUUGAAUUGUUUAAUUAACCAAUUAAUGUAAUGUUUAAAUAAAUCACUUGAUAAUUAAUUG
This is a messenger RNA of Schistosoma margrebowiei, 32391 nucleotides long. The record is from the annotation of a GenBank genome assembly. Lineage: Eukaryota; Metazoa; Platyhelminthes; Trematoda; Strigeidida; Schistosomatidae.